This is a messenger RNA of Suricata suricatta (meerkat), 3245 nucleotides long. It is a transcript of the gene GLE1, whose product is annotated as GLE1 RNA export mediator. The record is from RefSeq and is a predicted model, not a curated record. The transcript is spliced from 16 exons. NCBI's taxonomy places the organism in Eukaryota, Metazoa, Chordata, Mammalia, Carnivora, Herpestidae. Gene Ontology annotation, cellular component: nuclear pore cytoplasmic filaments; cytoplasm; nuclear pore. Gene Ontology annotation, molecular function: translation initiation factor binding; phospholipid binding; inositol hexakisphosphate binding. Gene Ontology annotation, biological process: poly(A)+ mRNA export from nucleus; regulation of translational initiation; regulation of translational termination. Bases 87 to 2219 code for a protein of 710 amino acids.
GAAGCCAGGGCCCGCUUCCGGGCGGCUGAUUCGAGGACUUGUUUUGUCACCAGCGGAACCUCUGAAGAGUUCUCUCUGGGCGGGCCAUGCCUUCCGAGGGUCGCUGCUGGGAGACCCUGCAGGCGCUGCGCAGUUCCGAGAAAGGUCGCCUCUGCUACCACCGCGACUGGCUGCUGCGGGGCGAGGAUGUUUUAGAAGAAUGUAUGUCUGUUCCCAAGCUGUCUUCGUACUCUGGAUGGGUGGUAGACCAUGUCUUACCUCACACGCAAGAGAAUCCACCAUCCUCGGAGACUUCAGAAUCCUCUAGAUCCACUUCAGACGUUGAACAACCUUCAUGCGUUCCCAAAUCUCCCAUCAGAACCCCCACCUUCUCAACAGCUUCUCCAGCAACACCAGAUGGAACCGAGGACAAACAGGAGUCCCAGCAUGCAGAACCUAUGGCACUUCAUUCCUCCCGGAGGAUCAAAGUGGAAGGCUGCAUCCAGAUGUAUGAGCUGGUGCACCGGAUGAGAGGAACCGAGGGCCUGAGGCAGUGGCAAGAGGAGCAGGAGAGGAAGGUGCGAGCCCUCUCUGAGAUGGCCUCUGAACAACUGAAGCGCUUCGACGAGCGGAAGGAGCUGAAGCAUCACAAGGAAUUCCAGGACCUUCGGGAAGUGAUGGAGAAGAGCUCCAGAGAAGCCCUGGGGCACCAAGAGAAGCUGAAAGCAGAGCAUCGGCACAGAGCCAAGAUUCUCAACCUGAAGCUGCGGGAGGCCGAGCAGCAGCGCCUGAAGCAGGUGGAGCAGGAGCGACUGCGGAGGGAGGAGGGCCAGCUCCGCCUGCGGGGCCUCUACGGGCUGCAGGAAGAGGUGCUGCAGCUCAGCCAGCAGCUGGACGCCUCCGAGCAGCACAGGGACGCGCUCAAGGUGGACCUGUCCGCCUUCCGGACCCGCGGCAACCAGCUGUGCGGCCUCGUCUCGGGGAUCAUUCGGGCCACUUCCGAGAACGGCUUCCCCACAGCGGAGGACCAGGCUGUGGCAGAGAGGGCCCUGCAGGACAUGCGCGACCUCCUCACAAGUUUGCAGCAGGAGGUCGCCAGGGCCUGUGAGGACAAGAGGAGGCAGGAUGAGGCCCAGGCAAAGCGGCAAGAGUCACACACGCAGCAGAGGCCAGAGGUCCACCGAGAGGCCCCCGCUCCCAGCCAGGGCCCAGGAGGGAAACAGAGUGAAGGCCUCCAGGUCAAGGUGCAGGACCGUACAAUGCGCUGGUACCAGCAGCUGCAGGACGUUUCCAGUCAGUGCGUGUUGGCCUUCGAGGAGCUGACCAACAGCAAAGACAGUCAGCUCCUCCCGGCACCGCGUGCCCUCACUGUUCUCUGCUGGCAGGCCAAGAAGAUAAAGAUGGACCUCCAGAAGGCUGCCACCAUCCCAGUGAGCCAGAUCUCCACCAUUGCAGGCUCAAAGCUGAAGGAGAUUUUCGACAAGAUCCACAACCUGCUCUCCGGAAAACCUGUCCAGUCUGGCGGGCGCUCCGUGUCCGUCACACUCAACCCACAGGGCCUGGAUUUUGUCCAGUACAAGCUGGCAGAGAAAUUUGUGAAACAAGGAGAGGAGGAGGUGGCCUCUCACCACGAAGCGGCGUUCCCCAUUGCAGUCGUGGCGUCUGGGAUCUGGGAGCUCCACCCCAGAGUGGGCGACCUCAUUCUUGCCCAUCUGCACAGGAAGUGUCCCUACUCUGUUCCCUUCUACCCAGCUUUCAAGGAGGGAAUGGCUUUGGAAGACUACCAGAGGACGCUUGGCUACCAAGUGAAGGACUCCAAAGUGGAGCAGCAGGACAACUUUCUAAAACGCAUGUCUGGGAUGAUCCGCCUCUACGCCGCCAUCAUCCAGCUCCGGUGGCCGUACGGAGGCCGACAACAGAGUCACCCUCACGGCUUAAACCACGGCUGGCGCUGGUUGGCACAAAUCUUAAACAUGGAGCCCCUGUCAGAUGUGACAGCCACCCUUCUCUUUGACUUCUUGGAGGUGUGUGGGAAUGCCCUCAUGAAGCAGUACCAGGUACAGUUCUGGAAGAUGAUACUUCUCAUCAAAGAAGACUACUUCCCCAGGAUCGAAGCCAUCACCAGCGCCGGACAGAUGGGCUCCUUCAUACGCCUCAAGCAGUUCUUGGAGAAAUGUUUGCAGCACAAGGAGAUUCCUGUCCCCAAGGGCUUUCUGACCUCCUCCUUCUGGCGUUCCUGAAGGCACCCCAGCGCCCACCAUCUCCGUUCUGUUACAGAGGGACACUAAUAAAGCACCUAAAAACACCUGUAUUGGGGAGAAGUCAUGUCAGAUUUAGAAAUCUACCAGCAUGUGCGUUUAUAUAUUUGUGCCCGUGACUAGGAGGAGGGAUCGCUCAGGGAUCCCAGGAUCGAGGAGGUCUUGUGGGCCGAACAGGUCCUUCAGGGAUCCACAUGGCGGAGAAAACAGAAUCGGCUUUUCUCACUUAUGCAAACAUGGUGAAAAGAGGUGUUCAGUUCUUGGUCUCGUCCUUCAUUUCCUUUGUCUUGGAGCCCCCCACGCCCACUCCCCUGCCCUGCCGCCCCUGCCCAGGGUACGGGUUAAUGGUUGAGGCUCAAAUCCUUACAGGCAAGUCUGGGCUGUGGUGGUUUUGCUUUCUCAGCUUGUGGAGUAAUUAUAAAUUCAGAGGAAAUGCCUGGUGCAGACGGGAUUAAGCCCCAAAUUGUAUCAGAGACGGUUUAGCAUCCGGGAUUAGGACUGUUAAUACGUGUUAUACUGAGCAGGAAGCACUGUUUGCCUUUCUGAUUUGGCAUGUGCCCCCUGAAGGACCCGGGACGCACGAACCAGAGUGUGGGGGGGGGGUGUUUGUUUGUUUCUGAAUUUGACAUGGGCUGAGUGGGCGUGCCACAUUCUGCAGGAGCCAGGCACCUGCGGGCAGUGAUGCAGAGGGUAAACGAAGGGUGUUCGGGAGGAAUCAAGAACCGCCUUGUAAUUGUUCACGUGUCCUGAACGGAGAGUGAGGGUGGAUUUGCCUGACUGAAGCCACGACAGAAACUCAGAGCCUGGCUGUUGACAUAAGAAUUGAGAUUUGUUUUACGGAAGACUCACGUCGUUUGUGGCGCAGAGGCAGGGAUCUACCCCUUGUGCCACAUGUUGUGUGCAGGGCUAUUCCCUGCUUCUCCCAAGCGGCUUGAAGCAACACGUUCUAUGAAUUGUUGACUGUGGUGCCAAAAAGUAAGUAAUAAAGCUUGAUUUUUUAAAAACCCA